Messenger RNA from Lactuca saligna, 1302 nucleotides. NCBI's taxonomy places the organism in Eukaryota, Viridiplantae, Streptophyta, Magnoliopsida, Asterales, Asteraceae. The record is from the annotation of a GenBank genome assembly.
AUGCCUGCCCCGUGUCCGACUCGUGGCGCGUCUGAAGCUCCGGAGCGAGCCACCUCGCCCUCACAUCCGACGAGUUUCAUUGCAGUGGAGGCCUCCAAACUGAGAUGCGUGUCUCGCCUCCUGUCCGACACCAUACCCUUUGCCCCCUCGCAUAUGAUGCCGCAUGGAGCUGAACCCAUGGAGUCGACAAUUGGGUACCACUCCUCACAGUCAAAAGUCUGGCAGAACAACUAUAUCCGCUCUUCAUCCUCGAAAGGUCAGUUCUGGGGUUUCAAAACUAUAGGGCUCAAGUUAGAGGCUGAAGAUCAGAAAUCGAAGGUUGAAGUAUACUACCACAUUGUUAAGCUAUUGACCAACACAACUGUCAGUAUAGAAGUCAACAACGACUUUUCUAGCAAUGAAAACACGAUUACAAUUGGUAGCCAACAUGCUUUGGGCCCAUUGACCACAGUCAAAGCUCGGUUGUUAUUUGGCUUCAACUAUGCAAGUUGUUUUCUCAUGUUUUGUUUACGGUACUACACGAACCGAAAUUUGAAAAUGGCUUUGAUUAUGCCCCUAAUGAUCCAAUUUGCUGAUCCAACUGUAGACUUGAAUAUGCAGUUAUUUAUUGUGCUUACUGGUCCUAACAUGGGUGGAAAGUCAACUCUUAUGCGUCAACUUUGUUUAGCACUGAUUUUGGCACAGGUGGGGGCAGAUGUGCCUGCGCAAAGCUUUAAGAUGCUUCUGGUUGAUCGCAUCUUUUUGAGGAUAGGUGCAAAAUACCAUAUUAUGACAGGCCACAGUACAUUUCUAACGGAGCUGCUGGAAACCGCAUCUAUGCUGUCAUCAGCAACAUGUAGAUCAGUUAUGGCAUUAGAUGAACUUAUACAAGGGACAUCAACAUCAAAUGGACAAGCCAUAGCUGCAUCAGUUCUUGAACACCUUGUCAACAAGAUCCAAUUUCGGGGGUUUCCUGAUGCUGUGCUUAAAAAGGCUGCAAUCAAGUCACAAGAGUUUGAGACAAUGUAUGGUAAAAGGAAAAGGACAAAGCAAUCUAAUUUCAAAAUUUGCCGUUUUUAUUUGGCUUCAACGUGGCUCAUUGGCUAUCACAAGUCCCUUACCAGGCCUCCUAAUCAGAUUGCUCUUGUUGGUGAAGUUCUUCCACUUGGUGAUAAAAGUUCAAAGAAUAGUACAAUCAUACAUGAAGAUAUCGAUAGAAUCAUUGCUAAGGGAGAAGAGGCAACUGCAGAACUUGAUGCCAUGAUGAAAAAAUUCACAGAAGAUGCAAUCAAGUUCAAAAUGGACGACAGUAUGUACAUUUAA